CUGCAUAGAGCAAUUCAACUUCACUGCAAGAGCUGGAAUGAGGGAAAAAUCAUGUAAUUGUUUGGUUGUUUUUUUUUUUUAACUUGGAAAGCGGCUGCACCAUUUCUGACGUAUACUCAAAAAGAGAGAGGCUGUCUACUUGUCUGUUUUUGUAGCAGACUUUUUAUUUAGAUAGGGUGGAUAUAAACUAGCCGUCCUUAAUGGUUCAGAGACCAUCGUGAAAAAAACAAAACAAAACAAAAAAACUAAACAAAAAAAAAAAAAACCCAAAACAAACAAAAAAACAAAAACAAACAAAAAAAAAACGGUCAGCAUAUGAUGAUCUCUGCAACUUGUCCAUGCCAUAAUUCCCCGCGCUAUUUUUAAAACCCUACGGCUGGGAUUUCUGACAAUUAAAACCUGCAAUAAUUUUUCUUUUGACAUCUGAAUGUGAUGGCAUAUCGUGUAAAAAACAAAUGAAGGGUUAGAAGCAGGUGUUUGUUGUUUCGGGGGUUCCAGAAUUUUUGCAGUCACUGGAUUAGACUGCUCGAAUGUUUUUCAGAGAUGUGUGCUUUUGGAUUUGAUCAACACCUAAACCGUAACAAGAAGAUUCAGUAACGACUGAUUUCAAACACCAAAGUGUUAAGUAGUUUUUAGAAGGAUAUAGACCCACAGCUAACUGGAUUUGAUUUACGAGAGGAAAAUCUGCAGUAAAUGGCCAUGCUCUUCAUAUUGCCAGAAUGGAAACCAGAAUUGUCAAUAGGAUGCAGCCUGAUAAAUAGCGCCAAGUGAAGAUGUUGCUUCAAUAAGUGUGAAAUCAAUGGGAAACACUUGGCAUGCGAAAAGACACUGAGAUUUUGACAGCAUUGCGUUUAGGAGGUUUAAUACCUUUCCUUUGAUUGCACUGCUCACAAGUGGAUAUAAAUAGGAUUGCUUUUAGUGCAGCUACACAGAAAUAAUAGUGGACCAUGUCGCUUCAAAAAUCUGCACGAUUGAACUGUAUGUGGAGAGUAAUGAGGGUGCAGCUGCACUCGGGGGUGGACAUCCCCUUUAUACUCUGGAUACUUGGAUUUACACUACAAGCAGUCGUGAUCUCCUCUCAAAAACUGGAUGACUCGGACCCGAUGGUAACCACCACUUAUGGCAAGGUGCGGGGAUUUAAAAAGGAACUCGGCAAUGAAAUUCUGGGUCCUGUAAUUCAGUUUCUUGGUGUACCGUAUGCUGCGCCCCCUACUGGUGAACGACGCUUUCAGCCUCCUGAGCCGCCAUCCUCUUGGUCUGAAAUCCGCAACGCCACCCAGUUUCCACCAGUCUGUCCCCAGACCGUCGUAGAAGGAAGGCUACCGGAGGUCAUGCUCCCAGUGUGGUUCACUAAUAGCUUGGACAUAGUUUCGACGUAUGUUCAAGAUCAGAGUGAAGACUGCCUUUUCUUAAACAUGUAUGUUCCAACAGAGGAUGACAUUCGUGAAGGUGGCAGCCCAAAGCCAGUGAUGGUGUUUAUCCACGGAGGGUCAUACAUGGAAGGCACUGGAAAUAUGUUUGACGGAAGCAUCUUGGCGAGUUAUGGGAAUGUCAUAGUCAUCACUGUUAACUACCGGCUUGGUGUAUUAGCUGCAGGGAGCAGCAUCAGCUCCAAUGAAGUGGAAAGAGAAAAGAAGAUUGCAGUGCAUGGAUUUGGUGCUAUCAUAACAACAACCCCAAUACCAAAAAUAUGA
Messenger RNA from Polyodon spathula (Mississippi paddlefish), 1694 nucleotides. RefSeq names its product neuroligin-1-like. The transcript has 4 exons. Gene Ontology annotation, cellular component: synapse; cell surface; postsynaptic specialization membrane. Gene Ontology annotation, biological process: modulation of chemical synaptic transmission; synaptic vesicle endocytosis; chemical synaptic transmission. The coding region runs from base 948 to 1694 and encodes 248 amino acids. Gene Ontology annotation, molecular function: signaling receptor activity; neurexin family protein binding. NCBI's taxonomy places the organism in Eukaryota, Metazoa, Chordata, Actinopteri, Acipenseriformes, Polyodontidae. The record is from RefSeq and is a predicted model, not a curated record.